Molecule: messenger RNA, 4156 nt
Organism: Chara braunii
Lineage: Eukaryota; Viridiplantae; Streptophyta; Charophyceae; Charales; Characeae
Source: the annotation of a GenBank genome assembly
UACACCAAUUAUUUUUCCUCGUGGCGGAACUAUAGAUGUCAGGCUCGGGGAAAUGCAGCUUUUGGUUUGUCAAAACAGGUCCAGAUGGAGUCCAGGUUUGACAAGCAGUUACUGAGGAUGGGUCCAUUUAUCCCGUUACCAGUGACUCGGACAUCUGGACUCUUGCAGAGCGCCACAUACAGAUGCGGGUGGUCUUUAAGAAUGCUGAGCAUCCUCCACAGGGGGGGUCUUUUCCAGACAAGCAGGGCGGAGUAGAGAUUCCAUGGGGCCAAGUACACCCUCUUUUGUUGCAGGGUGAAGAGAACCUAGCUACGGGAGUGCCUUCCAGAGAGGAUCGCAAGGAUGCUGAAGAAAGGGUGAAUGAGGCCUGCAUUGCUGUGAAUGCGGUUGCAAAUGGCAGCGAAAUGGCUCUUGUGAUUGCGGCUGAAAAUGGCGAAAUGGCUCCUGUGGAUGCAGCAGCUGCUAAUGAGGGGCCUGCUGAGCACAGAAUGGGGAAGCUGGCGGGAACGGAUGCAGAUGGGACCAAUGGUGAUAGCAAGGGUAUGCGGAACAGUCCUUGCAAUGGUGCACCGAAGCCUACAGCCAAGAAGGCGCAAGGGAAGCAGGCAAUGGUAAAGAAAGCUGCUGAGAGCAAGCCAUCGGAGGACAAUGCAAUGUCUGCACCAGCUGGAAGAAAGACAGGAACAAAGAGGGCGGCUGAGGAGAAGCCUUCAGGCGAUAAGCUGGCAAAGAAGCAGAAAAGGAAGAAGUCGCCUCCGAUAGAGAAAGCAGCAAAAGAGGACAAGCCUUUGGAUGGUAAGCCAGUAAAAAGGCAGCGAAAGGGAAAGAAGCCUCCAGACGAGGAAGUGGCGAAAGAGGAGAAGCCGUCUGAUAUAAAGUCAGGAAAGAAGCAGCAAAAGGGGGAGAGGCCUCUGGAAGAGGAGGCGAAACAGAAUGCUGUGGAAACUGUCCUGGCACCAGGGAUGGUGACGAUUAUGCCGCUGCCUACACCACCAGCAGCAGAGGAUAAAGUGGGAAAACAGGAGUUGGUGGAUACGAGUGCUGCUGUUGUGAAUUUGUGCUCCGGGAAAGCUUCAGAACUUGAGACGAUAGUGACAGCAAUCCCGUCCGCAGUUGAACAAACACAGGCAAAGCUGUCGGCAAGUGUGGGCAUGAGACGCAUGACAAAGAGCCCUUCACCACAUGAGGCCGCCGACGCAGCCACUCAGGAAAGAGCUUCCGGUGAAGCGGAAGAGGCGCAGAAUCACGGUGAAGAGGAGAAAGCAGCAUCUGUACCAACUGGGAGAAAGAGGGGAGCGAAGAGGGUGGCUGAGGAGAGGCCUUCAACCGAUAAGCCAAGGAAGAAGCAGAACAAGGAGAAGAGGCCUCUGGAAGAGGAAGCAGCAAAAGAGGAGAAGGCUUCGGAUGAUAAGAAGCCAGUAAAGAAGCAGCAAAAGGGAAAGAAACCUCUGGAAGAGGAAGCGGCAAAAGAGAAUGCUGCAGAAGCUGUCCCGGCGCCAGGCAUGGUGGUGACUGUGCCGCUGCCUACACCCCGAGCUGCUGAGAUGAUACCGGCGGCAACCCCAUCCACAUUUGAGCCAACACAGGCAAAGGUAUCGGCAAGUGUUGAGCCGACAAAGAGCACUGCGCCGCUGGAGGCUGCCGAUGCAGCCACUCAGGAAAGAACUUCCAGUGAAGCGGAAGAUGUGCAGAAUUGCGGAGUGAAGAAUGGAAACAGCGAGGAAGAAUUUGCAGGCAGCCAAGAACAGGCAAUCAAGGCAAAGGAUAAUUCCACGACGCGCAAGACUCGCCCCCCUCCGUCGGACGAGUGGGCGUGCAUUCAUGGGUAUCCGGAACUUCUCGCUGUCGCAUAUCCAGAACCAGUUCUGGAAGUGGUUCCUAUUCCAGAUCUGGUUCUGUUUCCAGUUACAGAUCCGGAGCGAGCUCUGGAACUUCCUGUCCCAGAUCUGGAGCAGCUGCAGAUCCAGAAAUGGUUCUGGAACUGGUUGCUGUUCCAGAUCUGCAGCGAGUUCUGGAACUUCCUAUUCCAGAUAUGGAGCAGUUGCAGAUCCAGAAACGCUCCAGUUCCCGUUGCUGCUCUGCUUCUUCUUCUUCCCUGCAUCAUGGCGUCGUCUAGUUAUGCAAAUGGCGGGGCUGAGAAGGAAAAGGGGGCUGAGAAGGCUAAGGCCAACAGUAGUGCACCGCCCAUGCAGCCCCCUUUUGAACCACAACCGGAGGAGAAGCAAAGGGAACUGCAGAAUGAAUCCGUCGUUUACCGAUGGGUAGAGAGGGGGAAGCCGGCUGAGCUGAAUGGCUACGGCCAGUACUGGGUUCGAUGCAGACUGUGCAACAAGCAGUUUACUGCAUUGAAGACUCGGGCGAUGGAUCACUUCUUGAAGAAGGGGAAGCCAUGCCUGUACCGCACUGGCGAGAUAUUGCACGAGCUCACUUUGCAAGGGGCGAAUAUAGUUGGGGAGGCCUCCACAAACAUGUUGUUUCAGUACAGAACACUGAAAGGAAUCGUGGAGGACACUGGAUUGGAGCCCGCUGGAGGAGACAAAGAUGACAUUGCUGAGUUGGAGGAGCAUCUUCACCUGCUUCUGCCAUCCCAGCGUCAGUCCGAGAAGGAGAGAGACCGCGUUGAUGAGGAGGACAGGUCAGCAGCAAGGGCCCUAGCAGACAAGGAUCGGGUGAGGGUGCAGCAACGCAUAGAAGAUGACGCCACACGGCGCAUGGCUGUGCGACCUCCCACAAGGGUGAACAUGCAUGGAGCGGCAUCUGCACCUCCCUCCGCAUGCACAACAGGGGCAUCUGCACCUCCCUCUGCGUGCACAACAGGUGGACUCCACACAAAUGAGGUGCAACAGCACCACCAGCUGCAACAUGUACAGGUACUGCUGCAGCAAUCAGAGAAGCAACAGAAAGAGGACCCGCCUCAGCUGCAGGACGUUCAAAAACAGUUGCAUCAGCAUCUGGAUGAGAAGGGCCACAAUCAGUGCAACGUGCGACUGGAAUAGUGACAGCGAAAGGAAAAGCAUGCCGUGCAGCCGGGGUAGUAGCCUGCCCAGUGUAUCGUGCAACAAGAGCAGCAACAAGGGCAACAACAUGACCAACUGAAGGGCCAGCAGUAACAAGAGGACGAGGAACAGCUACCAUAUGUAGAUUGCCCUCCUCCCUUUCCAUAGAUGGACGAGUCUCUCGUCCAUGACAACUUGGAAAUCAGCAGGGCGGGGAGGGAAAAGAAAAAUGGACUCGAGUCUCCAGUCGCCCCAGUUGUGAAGCGUGGGCGGGGCAGACCGAGAAAGGUACAAGGAAGACCUGACCCGCCACCACCACCAGCAACAUGCCGCCCUUCCACACGCAGUGGGGGCAGGAGCCAUCCACAAAACAAGGGAAACCCGGGCACGAGUGGAAAGCGCAUGCAAGUCAUUGAGGAUGGUCCGACGGCAGGGGAGCAGAGUAGCAUAGAUGAGGAAAGCAGGGACGAGGACAGCGGUGAGGGCAAUGACUCCGAUCCUGAAUGGCAGUAGAUUAGGUGAUAGUCUUAGGGUGGUGAUUGGGCAUCAUGAUACUGCCAUUCAGGGUUGCAAUGUAGCUACUGCCACCCUGCAGCGCUGCACUGCCCGUGUUAGGCGGAUGCAACAAACAUUGUUCAACAGACAUACUUCUCCUUUCUCGUCUUCUUCUUCCUCCUCCUCCUCCUCCUCCUCCUCCUCCUCCUCCUCCUCCUUUUUCUCUUCUUGUUUGUUCUUUCAACUUCUUUUCCUUUCAGGAAUCUCAAAGCACUUGCAGUUAGGUAGUCUGUCAAUCUUUCAGACUUUCAGUACUUCCAGGUUUCUCCGUCUGUUUAAGUUUUUUUUUUGUUGUUGCUGCUCAGGCGUGCUUUGCUAUUAGUUUGUCCAACUUAUCAUAUCAGAUGCUGAUCGUCUUGGGAUGGUGCUUGCACUGAUUGGGCAUCACGUAGUAUGCACUCUGCCUGUAGGCACUGACAGCCUGUAGCACCGUGCUACUAUGCAGGGCAGAUGCAACAAUCAGGCAUAUACUCUCUUCUUCCUCUUCUUCUUCUUGAACUUUCUCUUCUUCAGAAGUUCAGAUUCCCUGAGGUACACUUCGGGCUCACCACCUGAGAUAGUCCGUUCGCCCCCCCGAGUGGAUCGAACAAACCAAGCCAGGGUUU